Messenger RNA from Sturnus vulgaris (Common starling), 2387 nucleotides. RefSeq names its product interleukin-1 receptor type 1-like. Gene Ontology annotation, molecular function: interleukin-1, type I, activating receptor activity. Lineage: Eukaryota; Metazoa; Chordata; Aves; Passeriformes; Sturnidae. Gene Ontology annotation, biological process: signal transduction; regulation of inflammatory response. The record is from RefSeq and is a predicted model, not a curated record.
GAAUACCUCGCCAUUCAAAUGAAGAGUGUUGGGAAAUGAUUUCCUGCCGUACCCGCUGAGAGAUGCCAGCGUUUCACAGAAACACGGCUGUCGCGAUAGUCGCAGUGCUAUCACUGCAUUCUGACGGGGCUAACUCAGCUCUGCCACACUGACCAGGGUGAAACUUCAUGGACAUGGCUUUGCAUACCUGAAAAAUUUUUCCCCUUUGGAAAAUCUGGGCAAAGAUAACUAGAGCUGAAGUCUGUUGUGAAUGGUAAAGAUCCACUGGUCGAUUGAGUGCUCAAGAUGUGGACAGAAUGGCUGGGAAAAGAGAGAAAUUUAGCUGUUUGUCAUGGCAGAAUGUGGGAAACAUGACAGCAAAAACAUUGUUUUCGUGUAACAUCGUAACAGCGUUUUUGUCUUUACUUAUUGCAAAGAAAUGUGAAGCCUAUGAUGUGAUGUUGAAGCAAAGUCUUGUGCCUGAUGGGCAGCCUCUUGCUAUUAAAUGUUCACUGGAAAAGAGUUUGAAAAGUGGAGACUACAACUUAACAUGGUAUAAAGUUGGUAACCAGAAAGCUGUGCCUAGAGACAAACUGUCUAGAGUUCAUCAGCAGAAGGAUUUAAUUUGGUUUCUUCCUGCAAUGUUAGAAGAUUCUGGAGAUUAUGAAUGUGUCAUAAGGAAUUUGACAAGCUGCAAGAAAAUGUGUACAAAAGUAACAGUUUUUGAGAGGAUUGAUGGUUUAUGCUUAAAUGAAAAAUUUGCUGUAGAGGAGGUGAUAUUCACCUCAUCUUCUGCAAAGGUUGUGUGUCCCCACUUGGACUUUUUCAGGAAAGAGAAGAAUAUUCACCCUGUUCGUUGGUAUAAGGACUGCCAGCUGCUGGAAGGAAAAAGGUUUGUCCUUUCAAACAGUGACCUUAUAAUUUUCAAUGUGACUGUACAUGAUCGAGGAAACUAUACAUGUGAAACAACAUACACCUACAAUGGAAAGCAAUACAACAUUUCACGAGACAUCAGUCUGAUUGUAGAAUUGACCCCACCAAAAAAGCCUCCAGAAAUAACUUACCCAAGAAACAACUCCAUUGAAGUGGAACUUGGCUCACAGGUUACUGUGGAUUGCAAUACAACAGGUGCUGAUGGGUAUGACGUGUAUUGGACAGGGAAUGGUGUGUAUAUUGAUGUAUUUUAUAUGAGCAGAAUCUUUGCAAGUUCCUAUGAGGGAGAAACUGCUUACGAUGGGCGCCCUAUGCAUUCUGUGAAGCUAAUAAUUUCAGAAGUGAGCAGUGAAGAUUAUGAACAGCCUUUUGUAUGUCAAGCUUCAAAUGCCUUUGGGCAGGUUGCAUCCUAUAUUAUAUUAAAACCCAGAGUUCCUGACAUACGAAGAUGGCUGACUGGAGGGCUUGUCUCUUUGUUAAUUUUAACAUUUUUUACUUUAAUAAUCUACAAGAUAUUCAAGAUUGAUUUCGUGCUUUGGUACCGUAAUUCUGUCUGUGCCCUUACAAGUAAGGAAGAUGGGAAAAUCUAUGAUGCGUAUGUCCUGUACACAAAAAGCAGUGAAAGCAGAAGUAUCUGUUGUCUGGAAACCUUUGUUCGUAGCAUACUCCCAGAUGUUUUAGAAAAGCAAUGUGGAUAUAACCUUUUCAUAUUAGGAAGAGAUGAUUUGCCAGGAGAAGCUGUGGUCAGUGUUGCUGAUGAAACCCUUAAGCAAAGCAGAAGACUGAUGAUUAUUUUGGGAUCAGAAACAUCUAGGUGCUGCCUGUUAGAAGACACCUCUGAGCAACAGCUAGCUAUGUAUAAUGCUCUCAUCCGUGAUGGGAUUCAAGUGAUUCUUAUAGAAAUGGGUGAAAUACAGGACUACACAAGCAUGCCAGAAUCAAUCAGAUACAUUAAGCAAAAGCAUGGAGCUAUUAAAUGGAAAGGAGACUUCUCGGAGAAAUCUUGUUCAGCAAACACAAGAUUCUGGAAAAAUGUGCGCUAUCGGAUGCCAUCCAGGAAAAUGGUAUCUUAUUCUGAAGUGCAUUUGUUGCACCUAACUUCGAACAGUUCUGCAGCAAAGGGAAGUUAAGAAACUCUUAUUUAAAUAAUACUAAGCAGGUAAUUCUGAAUAGGGAUGUUUCUUGCACAAUCUUUGUAUUACAAAGAUGUUUUUUUGAGAAGUAGAAACUGCUUAUCCCAUCCAUAAAUUACACCCUAAAAGAAAAACCUCUGUGCGACUUCAUUUCUGUUGCAGGUUUUGGGUAGUGACACAAUUUGUUGUGUUAGUCUCCAUCAAAUAUUAUAGGUAAACGUGGUGAUGGUGAUAGGCUGUUAUGUAGCUGUGGUCCACAUAAAUGUUGUAUGAAGAAACAGCUGUGAAGUCCAUUUUUAAAAGAUGAAAACUGCAGUUGAUUUAUUAAAAGUCUGUUUCUGU